CUCAAGGGGCGCGGGCUCCCAAGGCGCGCCGGAUGUCCUGACAGCCCCCUCGCGGCAAAACCCGCAGGCGCCCGAUGGCGAACCUCUGGUACGUGGGUGCCUUCCUGGGGGUGCUCGCCUCGAUGGCCGGCACCACAGGCGCUCCCAGGGCUGGGCCCGACCGCCCCGCAGGGCACGAAGGUCUCGCUGUACACGGCCAAGGUGACGCGCGCCGCCGCCCUGGCCCUCAACACGGCCGUCGGCCCCCUGAUAGACAUGGCGUCCUACGCCUUCGCUCCCCAGUCUCUGAUCGCGCCGCUGGGCGCGCUUGACAUCGUGUGGAACACGAUGACCGCGCCGUGCACGCUGGGCGAGAAGCUCACCCCGAGAACGCUACUCGGGUGCGCGCUGAUCUUCUCGGGAGCGGCCGCCACCUCUAUCGUAGGAGGGAAGCACGACGGAACAUACACCGUCGAGCAGAUUCAGGACUUCAUCCUGCACUGGAGGACUGGGACCCUCGCCUACAUGCUCUGCCUCGCCGCGUGGCUGCUCUUCAACAUCUGCGUUCUGAUCCCGCGCAGCGCCAGCCCGAAGGGCGAGCCCUGGACGAGCGGGGACCCACUGCGAGGGCUCUCGCUGGGGAUGACUGCUGGGUCCCUCUCCGGGAACAUGUUCUGCGUCAAGGCGUUCGUGGAGAUUGUGCAGGGGUCCAUCGAGAACCGCAGCGGGGAGUACUGGGCCCACUGGCUCCCGUACCUGCUCUUAGUGGGCGCCGUGUUCUUCGCGGUGUCCAACCUGUUUUUUCUCGACAGGGCCAUGCGCGAGUACGAGGCCCUGUUCAUGGGCGCGGUGUUCGAGGGCUCGGUGAUCCUGGCGGCCAGCAUCUCGGGCUGCGUGGUCUUCGGCGAGCUCUCCUACAUGAGCACUGGGGGCAUAGUCGUUUACUGGUGUGGUUUGGCAAUCAUACUGAUUGGUAUUCGCCUCGUUGCACGAGACGCUGUGCGAAAGGAGCCCGGGAGGCGGCCGCCGCCGCCUCGCGCGACGCCGACGUGGAGAAGGGCGUUGUUCAGCCCGAGCCGCUGGCGUCGCCGGCCGACCCCGCCGCGGAGGGCGGCGGCUGCGCGGGAGAGGCUGCGACGCCCCUGGCGCCGCCGCUGCGGAGACGGGCGCGGGCGCAGGCCCGCCCGCCGUGGGGCCCGAGGAGCUGGCGGAGCCCGCCCGGUCGCCCUCGAAGGGCGGCAGGGCGACCGCGAGGCCGAGGGCCUCGGUCGCGGUGUUGCCCGAGGCGAGCGACAGCACCGACGGCGAGGAGGUCGCCGCGGGCCACCAGCUGCCCUCCUCCAGGAGCCCCACGAGGAGAAGAGGCUCCCCGCCGUGCGCGUCAGCAAGCGCCACCGCGACUCGCUCGCCAUGGCGGAGCCCCUGUUUGGCCACGCCGCCGGCGCCGCCGCGGGGACGGCGCCGGCGGACGUUUGCGCUGACGGCAACGGCGAACGCCCCCACGAACGCGCGGCGGCGGCCGCGGCGGUGUCCCACACCGCCAGGCCCGCGCCGUGA
Molecule: messenger RNA, 1536 nt
Organism: Prorocentrum cordatum
Lineage: Eukaryota; Dinophyceae; Prorocentrales; Prorocentraceae
Source: the annotation of a GenBank genome assembly